GGCAGAAUGUAUUCGUUUCAUAGACAGGUAAAGAAAUAAUGUUAAACACAAAAACAACAUUGCAAGUUUGUUUCUUUUCCAGUUCUAAUGAAUAGGAAAAUGAGAGCUUCCCAGUUGUGAUGACUAUGAUCUUCCUAAGGACCUGAGAUGUUGUUGUUUGAUGAUAUUAAAGAUAUCUUUUCAGGAGGUUUCUGCUUGCAGAAUUUCACAAACAGCUUUUAUUUCACAUGCAUGCUGAUAAUGACCUCUUCAGACUUACUCAAACACUAUUUUCUAACUUUCACAAAAAUAUUUGUAGGUGUCUGUUUUUCCUGACAUCUCCUUAGCCAUAAAUGUGAUGGAAAAUCAUACUGAAGUGACAGAAUUUAUAUUAAUUGGCUUUAAGGAUCAACCAAAAGUGCGCAUAUCUCUCUUCUUUCUCUUUUUGGUAAUAUACAUCAUCACCUUAGGGGGGAAUAUGGGCAUGAUCAUAAUUACAACUGUUGAUGUCCAACUUCAUAGCCCUAUGUAUUUCUUCCUGAAAAACCUGUCCUUUUUGGAUAUUUGCUACUCUUCAGUCAUCACUCCAAAAGCUAUGUUGGAUUUUAUAACUGGAAAUAAGAUCAUUUCCUACAGUGGCUGUGCAGCUCAGAUGUUCUUCUUUUCUCUGUUUGGAACCACAGAGGCUUUUUUCUUGGCUAUAAUGGCAUAUGACCGAUUCAUUGCCAUCUGUAGUCCGUUGCUGUAUCAUAUCAUCAUGUCACAGAAAAGAUGUGUUUGUCUUCUAUCCAUCUCUUACUUUUUUGGCUUUAUCAACUGCUGCAUCCAGACUGGUUUUACAUUCAGUCUGUCAUUUUGUGACUCACUUAUAAUUGAUCACUUCUUUUGUGAUGUCCCAGCAAUCAUGAAGAUCUCCUGCUCGGUCACUUUUGUGAAUGAACUUGUGCUCCUUUCAGUGUGUGGCUUUAUCAUUGUGACCACAGCUGUAGUAGUCAUAGUAUCCUAUGUUUAUAUUAUUAGUACUAUAAUAAAUAUACCUUCUGUCAAAGGAAAACAAAAAGCUUUUUCAACUUGUACCUCCCAUUUGAUGGCAGUUAGUUUAUUUUUUGGAACAGUUUUUUUUAUGUAUGCACAACCUGGGGCUUUGUCUUCUCCCAAUCAAGGAAAAGUUGUAUCACUGUUUUAUACAGUUGUCAUCCCAAUGUUGAACCCCAUAAUCUAUAGCUUAAGAAACAGAGAGGUUAAAGAAGCUCUGAACCGACAAUUAAGAAAAAUUGAUACCUAGCUUCUAAUAAAUCUUCGUUAAUUACUGAUAUUUGAAUUGCUGUUGAAGUUUACAUCUAUAUGUAUGACAUUAUUUCAUUUCAUUUAUUUAUCAGAUGCUGAUUUUUCUGAAAUAAUUAUUACACAGGAACACACAUACACCUCAAACAUGUAUUCCAAUAAAACUUAAUUCUGCGUUUCAUUCAAAAGAAGUAAGUUUGAUAGACCUCCAAGAUUAUUUUCAGUUGGUGUGGAUUGUGAGUGAGAAGUUGGACCUGCAACCCUAGCUUUGCAUACUUCUUUAGGGUUCAGUGCUUUCUCCACUCCUGUUUAAUAUGAAGCUGCUGUGAUCAUUUAUCACCAAUGAAUGAAGCAUUGUCAGUGUGCUGAUAAUACUCAGUUCUGCUUUUCUAAUCAUGGUGAAUUAAGUGAUGCUGUGUCUGCCCUUUCUUGGUGCUUGGAGGCUGCUGAAGUCUGAAUGGGGAAAAUAUGAAGAAACUGAACCUGGCAAAUUGGAGUAGCUCUGGCUUAGGAACUCUUUGGUUUGAGUUGUGCACUCAUUCCAGGUUGCUGCAGAGCUGAUCAAGUGGUUAGCUUGAAUGCACAUUUUGCCAUCAUGGAAGUGGGGGAUUUAUGGGCUUUUGUACUAAGGAUUUUUAAUUUUCUAAACUUUUCCAAGUCAUUGUGUGUGAAUUGGGCAGCCAUAUAAAUUUGUUUAAUAAAUAAAUAAAAA
Crotalus tigris (Tiger rattlesnake) is the source of this 1975-nucleotide messenger RNA. RefSeq names its product olfactory receptor 12-like. The record is from RefSeq and is a predicted model, not a curated record. The coding region runs from base 338 to 1264 and encodes 308 amino acids. The transcript is spliced from 3 exons. Gene Ontology annotation, cellular component: membrane. Gene Ontology annotation, biological process: G protein-coupled receptor signaling pathway; sensory perception of smell. Gene Ontology annotation, molecular function: G protein-coupled receptor activity; odorant binding; olfactory receptor activity. Lineage: Eukaryota; Metazoa; Chordata; Lepidosauria; Squamata; Viperidae.